Molecule: messenger RNA, 1611 nt
Organism: Penicillium griseofulvum
Lineage: Eukaryota; Fungi; Ascomycota; Eurotiomycetes; Eurotiales; Aspergillaceae
Exons: 3
Coding region: 1-1611 (536 amino acids)
Molecular function (GO): metal ion binding
Source: RefSeq, a predicted model, not a curated record
AUGGCGACUCCUGGUUACCCUCAGUUCUUUUGUACCCGCCCUGAUGGGUCUCUGACCCCACUGCUUGCUGCUGAUGAGCUCCCUUCCCAUAUUACCAUCCACGGUGUCCCUCGCAUUAUCAAUGCCGGAGAGACCCAGGGGAUGACCAGCUGCGGUCUGGCCCCUCGACGCGCUGAACCUUGGUCUGUUGAUGGUGUUACCCAGUCCGCUGAACGUGAGGCUGGAAAGGAGCCGUUGCAUGAUAUGCACGGUCUUCUGAUGGAGAUAAUCACCAACAACAAUGUGGCUGAGCCCAUGCGGGCUUCCGCUCAAGCUCUUCUGAUUCGAGGAAUCGAGCGUCACGAUAUUUCCGGCGAGGGGACUCCUGCUAGUGAAAUGUCUCCAAUUACCCCGACCUUCCAUGCAAAGAACCCCCAGAUGAGUAACAAGCUUACCUCGGGUUCUAAAAAGGAGUACUGCUCCUACUGGAUCCGUCACGGUGAAUGUGAUUAUGCCCAGCAAGGUUGCCUCUUCAAGCAUGAAAUGCCUGUUGAUAUGACCAUGAUCGAGAAGCUCGGUCUUCGUGACAUCCCUCGCUGGUACCGCGAGAAGUACAACGUCCCGAGUCUUUUGCAGACAGGCCAUGGGGGACGUCCUCACCUUGCCAUUACUGAGCAGAUGCCCAUGCGUGCCUUGCCGUCCCCAGCUCCUCACACUGAGAGCUGCGCCAGCAAGGUUGCCACCGUUAAUGCGAACCUGACCGCUAAAAAGUCCCCAACUCAAUUCGACAAAUCACCUCCCCGUGGUCCUGCGAACCGUGGAGGUCACAGCGGUUUUGCCAACUACAAUCAGCACCGUGGAGCCCGUAAUGGGGUCACAAAUGGACAUCACGCAAACAACUGGAAGAGCACCCACCGCGGUGGUCGUAACCGGAACGUGGGCUACGCCCGCCCUACUAUUAUUAGCACUGAUCGCGAUGGUGGGCGCAGCGGCGAAUGUUCCCCAGGCAUGGGAUCCCCCCGAGUCGCAUUCGACUAUGGUGCCCACGGUUUUAGCGGCAACCGAGUCUGUACCCCGACUACUCCAGUCGCUGUUCCAUCUAAUAUUCCCAUCAAUGUCUAUGCUACUGGCCAUCCUGGCACUCCCAUCGCUGCCCAGCGAUCUCUUCUGGACGAUGGUAACUCCCGCAACCAGAAUGCAUACUGGCCACUCAAUGAGCUGACCGAGUACAAUGAAGACAUGUUCGAGGAAAUUCCAAACAAGCCAACUGAACUCCGUCCCCGUCGCUCUGGCCAUGUCUACCAGCAAAGUUCGACCACUUCUUCCGAUGGCGGUGUGAUGCUCCCCACCAUGACCUACGAUUCGAACUUCGGUGCGUUCGCCCAGGCCGACAUUUCUGGUCACAAGCAGUCAUCUUCCGACAGUUCCCAAGGUACCGUCAAGGCAAACUAUGAAUCCUUGACUCCAAAGAUCAGAGACCUGCACGUCGGUGACAAUGUGCCUUUGACCGCGGCCGAGACUCGUGUCACCUGGGGUCCCAUUGGAGGUCCCAUUCUCAAGCGCACUUCCCCUCCGGCUGAGGAAAUCCCGCAUCUGUUUGGAUCUUUCCCCAGCACUCCGCGUGGUAACUAG